AAAUGUUCUGAGGGAAAAUCUGAUCAAAAACAGCAUGGUUACAAUAUUCGCUAUGUGGAAUUAACUCGACGAAUGUUUGAACUGAAACUUCAAGAUGCCACGAAACCAAGACACCCCGUAGUUAGGAAACGAAUUCCAUCCGAAGCCAUUCAAGUCAUUAAAUCCAAUAUUCCCAACACUGUUUCAACUCCGGUACCAUCUGGCCGUUUAGUGAAAAGUACUCCGAAAUUGAAACCUGGUGAAAAUCCUGUGGUUGUCUCCACAAACUACAAUUCCUCUUAUCAGCAACUGAGGGUUCUUUGCACAUUGAAACUACUAGAUAUCAUGAGUCCACCUCAUGCUGCAUUCAAUGGGAUUGGUGGUGGCAAAAAAACACGUAUUUUUCAAUAUUUAAGUAAUUAA
Rodentolepis nana is the source of this 402-nucleotide messenger RNA. The record is from the annotation of a GenBank genome assembly. NCBI's taxonomy places the organism in Eukaryota, Metazoa, Platyhelminthes, Cestoda, Cyclophyllidea, Hymenolepididae.